Molecule: messenger RNA, 779 nt
Organism: Carassius gibelio (silver crucian carp)
Lineage: Eukaryota; Metazoa; Chordata; Actinopteri; Cypriniformes; Cyprinidae
Product: transmembrane protein 254-like
Exons: 4
Coding region: 157-531 (124 amino acids)
Source: RefSeq, a predicted model, not a curated record
GAGGCUCUGAGCGGUCUCCAUGGUUACUGAACGACUGGCGGCAGUGGCGGGCUGACCGUUGUGCGUCUGAGAGGAGACUAGUGCAGUUCAAGAUAGUUUAAUUAGUUAGUUAGUGUAAGUUAGUUAGUUGAGUGAUUAGGUGAGCGAUCUCUGAUCAUGGCCAAAAGUGACAGCUGCUCAUAUUUCAGGAGAACCAGCUCGUUCUGGAUGCUGGUCGUGUCGAUUUAUAUUAUUCUUCACACGUGGACUGCGUUUUGGCCUCAGGACGUCCCGUAUGGCCUUCUGGGUCCUCUAGGCGCUCUGGCCAAGUAUUUCGUGGACUACCAUCAUCCUGCGCUGUAUUAUGGCUGGUUUCUGAUGUUUGCCAUCCAUGUGUGUGAGGUUCUGUUUGCGCUGAAGGUGUGCAGUGAUAAAGGCAUCGACAGCUCGUCCGCACGCUUGCUGUGGAUCGCUCAGACGUUUCUGUUUGGUCUGACGUCUCUGGGUCUUCUGAUCAAAUACAAGCCGGACAGCCGACCCAAACGCCAGUGACCCACACCAGAGCUCGUUUCCCAGAGCACACUGAUCUUUAUACUCAGGUUAUGUUUGAAAUGUUCAUCUAAAGCACUUGUUCCAUGCCAGUUUGAACACUGUGCAGCUAAAUAUUCAGUGAGCACGCUAUAGAAGCUCUAAUAGUUCUUUAUGGUUUUAUUUGAAACAGUUUUGAUUAAGAAAUAGCUGUAACAGUUGACCGUGUCUCUGGUCAUUUAAAAGAAAUGUAAAUAAACGCCCUGUUUUGA